AUGUCGAACGCAGGUUUAAAAACAAUCAUUGCGUUGUCCUUCGUGCUCGCUGUUGGAUUCCUGCUGGUCAUUCUGUCAUGUGCGCUCUAUGGCGUCUAUCUGCCGUUGCUUGUCGUGGCUACCUACGUGCUAGCUCCGCUGCCAAACUGGAUUUGCAGCCGCUGUGCCAACCCCGAUGACUUUGUCGAGAGUUCCGGUAACGCCAUUUUGGAUCUGGGUCGCUUCUGCACUGGCUUCUUGGUCGUUAUGGGAAUUGCGUUGCCCGUCCUUCUCUAUCACUCGUCUUUGAUCAACGCUGCUGCUACAGCCAUGAGCAUUAUCGGAGGACUUCUGAUCUACGGGACUAUCAUCUCGUUCGGCAUGUUCUUCCAGGAGGACUCGGAGUUUUAG
Molecule: messenger RNA, 390 nt
Organism: Pestalotiopsis fici W106-1
Lineage: Eukaryota; Fungi; Ascomycota; Sordariomycetes; Amphisphaeriales; Sporocadaceae
Exons: 2
Coding region: 1-390 (129 amino acids)
Biological process (GO): late endosome to vacuole transport via multivesicular body sorting pathway
Cellular component (GO): Vps55/Vps68 complex; endosome
Source: RefSeq, a predicted model, not a curated record